AUGCGUGCCUCUACAUUCACUCUCUAUGCCCUUUGCGCAGCUGGAUCUGCCAUGGCCCACAUGGAAAUGCAGUGGCCAUAUGCCCUGAGAAGCAAGUUCAACAAGGAGAACACCAACCCUGACUGGUCCAUGACUGGCCCUCUUAACCCUUCGGGAGCCGACUUCCCUUGCAAAGGUUACCACAAGGACCCAUUCAAGUCUGUUGCUACCUACGAGGCCGGCCAAGAGUACAACUUGACACUUGCUGGAAACACCCGCCACGACGGAGGAUCCUGUCAGGUCUCCCUCAGCUACGACAACGGCAAGACUUUCAAGGUUAUCAACUCCUAUCUCGGUGGCUGCCCCAUGAAGGAUACCUACAACUUCAACAUCCCAGCCAACGCACCGUCAGGAAAGGCUCUCCUUGCAUGGUCUUGGUUCAACCUCGCUGGAAACCGCGAGAUGUACAUGAACUGUGCGCAGGUCACUGUUGACAGCAAGAGCGCCUCCACCACUCAGUUCAACUCUCUCCCUGACAUGUUUGUUGCCAAUGUUGGAAAUGGCUGCACCACCGUCGAGGGACAGGAUAUUGUUUUCGAGGACCCCGGAAAGCAAGUGCAGUAUGCGGACGGCGUGACUGCACAGACCCAGGUGUCCCCUAAAUGCCCCAAGAAGAGCGCAAAGAGAUCUGAGAAGUGCGGUGGCACUCACUCUGCUAAGUUCAGAGUCUAA
Molecule: messenger RNA, 711 nt
Organism: Trichophyton verrucosum HKI 0517
Lineage: Eukaryota; Fungi; Ascomycota; Eurotiomycetes; Onygenales; Arthrodermataceae
Exons: 3
Coding region: 1-711 (236 amino acids)
Source: RefSeq, a predicted model, not a curated record